This is a messenger RNA of Fomitopsis serialis, 3392 nucleotides long. RefSeq names its product Sec39-domain-containing protein. Gene Ontology annotation, cellular component: Dsl1/NZR complex; endoplasmic reticulum membrane. Gene Ontology annotation, molecular function: SNARE binding. The record is from RefSeq and is a predicted model, not a curated record. Gene Ontology annotation, biological process: retrograde vesicle-mediated transport, Golgi to endoplasmic reticulum. The coding region runs from base 138 to 3233 and encodes 1031 amino acids. Lineage: Eukaryota; Fungi; Basidiomycota; Agaricomycetes; Polyporales; Fomitopsidaceae. The transcript has 3 exons.
CUUAGGUACAUAGCUUGAGACAACUUGAGGUCAAUCGAGUGUUGACAUUGAGACGCCGGCCAGUGGCACUGAAAAGCCCUUGGUCGCCGUGACUGUCGUCACGCUUUCCCCGCACGCAUGCACGUGUAAGACGCGAAAUGGCGUCCACCUCUACCUCCACGUCGCCGCACGACCUCUGCACGCAAUGGACCGCGUUGGCGGACGAGGACCUCACCGCAAGAAAGGUCGACGAACUCCUGAGACCCGUUUCCGAUGACUUAUGGGUAGCAGCCGCAUGUGCGGACCGCAUUCUGGAGGACGCGAUCGUCCAGAGGUCGGUAUUGGACCUAGGAAUCGAGCGGACCGCUUCCGCCAUCAAGAGGGUUGGCGUGGCAUAUUCCCGGCCUUCACAGCUCCAUGAAGAGGAGGACCCGUCGGAGGAUGGACCUGAGAAGGACAGAGUCACGGAGGGAGAGCCUCAGGAGGACCUGACAAGACAUACGUCUCUAGUCUCACACUUCCGUGGCGAACCCGCCGACGUGCAACUAUGUCGUAUACGCGCCGUCCUGCUCGACCGACUGGAUCGGUUGUCAACAUUUGUAGAGGUGUGCAAGGAAGCCCCGCCCAAGGAGACGGAGGAGACGGUCGAUGAAGAGUGGGAGGACCCAUGGGCGGACGAAGCCAACGACACCGCGGCAGAAUCGUCACCGUCUGCUACAGAGCCGCCACUUCCUCUAUCUACGUUCCUCACUGCCGACCUCCUGCAACUAGCAUGCAUGCUCGCGUCCUCGGAACAUGCGUCAGCCCUCCGCGUACUCAUGAAUCGACUCGGGCACCAUAUAUGGCCAUACCGGUUCUCGGUCAUCGACUGUAUUCCUGAAUAUGCACUCGCCACUCAAUUCCUCGAUUCUCUACCGAUCUAUGAUCCCUCAGGCGACAAGGAGCAGAUACCGAAAUUCUCCCCGUGGAGGAGUGAGCCUGACUUCUCGGAACAUUCGGUACUCCCUGCUGCCCUCGGGGACGCUGAAGUCCCCCUGGACUUCUCCCUUCAAGCGCCUGUCACGACUGACCUGUCUUCCCGACCAGACCCUCUGUCGGCACAAGGUCUGGCAACAUGGUACCGGGAUCAUAUAGACCUCAUCAUUUCGUCGACCGGGAUGAUCGAUGCUGCCCUGUUGUUGAUUCAGCAUGCUGCUUCGCAAGGACUUCCAGGACUCGACGAAGUAGGCGAGGAGCUGAGUUUACUAUCUCGCUUGGUGUACGACGCCCCUGCCGUUCCAACCGACACCGACGAGGACUGGACGCUGGCCCGGUGGAGGUCUAUGGAACCGUCGGCAGUAGUGCGUGCAUACCUCACGCACUCCACUCCGGUCACGGUUGCAAAAGAUAUUAGUAGACUCGUCAUGCCAUAUCUUUUCGUACUCGAGUCGCGCGCAGAGCGGGCAGGCACCCCAGAUCCGUCCCUACCAACGCGGCUCUUGUACGAGUACGUCCUGAAUGCGCCUCUGGAGAUCGUCGCAGCUGUCUUCGAGGCAUCGAAACCGACCUUAUCUCCCGCCCAACGACUCAUCCGGAAUGACGAGGACAUGGCACGCCUCGCCUUGGCGUGUUUGUACGGGAGCGACAGCCUGGACGAAUGGUCAACGAUGAGCCGCAUCUUCGAGUGUCUUCCUGCAUGGGAAACAGCCAAUGACGAAGACGAAGCAGACGAAGCAGACACUACCAUCGCUUCGUUAGGUGCUUUCGUCGCCCCUUCCACUACGCGACAGCGUGCCACCCCAGCAGAUCUGAUGCUCUUCUUCCAGCCCCUCCCUCCGUCUGCCUUGUCGCGUGCUCUGGAUGUUUUGGACGUUCAUCUGGAGUCUGGAGAGAUUCUGGCGCGAUGGGAAGUCCCAGCGCCCCUUCGCUGGUUCUUGCAAAGCAACGGCAGCAUUGCCGAGCAGCGAUCUUGGGCGAACCGGAUGGCGCGGCGCGCUGGAGGUACCGACAAACUUGAGACGCAAGAAGACUGGGAAUGGCUCCUGGAGGAUAUGCUCAAGCUCUCGGAGUCGGGUGAUAGCGGAGCUUGGAGCACAUUCUGUCUGCUAUCUCAAGAUGAUAUAGCCCGCAUCUACUUCAGCGGGUUGCUCAGCACAGGCAAAUUCGACAUCGCGAAGCACUUGUUGCGUUCAUCUAGCAUCAGCAUGUCAUUGGAACCAUCCGUCAUUGAAGACAUAUGUCUGACGUGCUCUCAAGAGUUCUACGACAACGCGAGCUCCGGUAAUUACCAUUUCAGCGAUAUGAAACUUGCCUACGACUGUCUUGACAUCCCUGCGCCUUCCGAGCGGGUCAUCAGGGAGAGAGAAUUCAUUGAGGCGACCACUCGUCUUUGCUCUUUCAACCUCAUGUCACGCCCAGGCAUCCCGAUCACCCCUCUUGAGAUUCGUCUGACAAAGGACCGCUUGUCCCUCGUGUCGCGAGUGCUUUCCAGCAACAGCGACGCAUACAAGCACACGCAAGUCAUUCUCGACUUGGUCUACAAACUGGGAUUCAGAGGAGACGUCGUCGCUGAGGUCAAGACCUUGGCCAUGCUUGUCGAGACCGCCGUGCAAGCCGAAGACUUCCCUCGUGCAUUCGAGACGAGCCAGAGUAUGAUUGACACUGUUCUCAGUCUGAGAUCGACAGUGCCGUCUGGCCUACAAGACUCCAACGUGGAGGAGGCGAGUGAAGUAUGCUGGGUCGCUUGCUACCAAUUGGGACGUCAUCCCGAGUUCGAAGACGUACCGAAGAAACUCACACUGGUGGGACGUGCCCUGGAGCUAUGUCCGUCGGACAGGAUGGCGGAUGUCCUGGCAGUCUGGCAUCGUCUGGAAGACGAGGAUUUGCAGCAGCGACGCGAGCGGCUCGAUGCCCGCCGCAAAGGUGGCCGGACGGUACAUGCGCGCAAGCGUGCGCCCACAGCGCACGACCCCGUUGCUUCCCUUGCAGCUCGCCUACAGCACCUUCGGAUGCCCGACUUCCAGAUGCCGCAUUCGCCGCUCACGGGCGCAGAGGAUGCAGCGGCGCUGGCAGGCAAGGCAUUCAACCGUGUUGCGGCGAACUUCCCCUUCUCUGUAGGCAAUCGGGGCCGUACGCUCACGGGCGAGAACGGUAGUGGAUGGGGCAGCAGAGAAGGUAGCAGAGCACCCGAAGACGGGGCAGACGUUUCGGUUCAGGCGUCUCGAGUCUUGCAGGCUGGUAUCGGUUGGUUAUUGGGUGGAGAUGAUGAUAAUUAACGUAUGUCACGGACAUCGUGGACAGUAGCAAGUAAUAUUACACAUGCUUCAUGCAUCCAUAACUAUGCGCGUUGUGCUACAUUGACACUGGCUUCAUCGUGUUGACAUCUGCAAGCUAGGGGUCUGAGUCUGCAGCAAUUACAUGGCAGUUUUCUUCAC